Messenger RNA from Caenorhabditis elegans, 324 nucleotides. RefSeq names its product MTTase N-terminal domain-containing protein (gene Y92H12BL.4). Gene Ontology annotation, molecular function: iron ion binding; methylthiotransferase activity; 4 iron, 4 sulfur cluster binding. Bases 1 to 324 code for a protein of 107 amino acids. Lineage: Eukaryota; Metazoa; Nematoda; Chromadorea; Rhabditida; Rhabditidae. The record is from RefSeq and is marked reviewed. The transcript has 2 exons.
AUGGAUAUCGAAGAUAUCGUUGGACGAGGACCAGUUGGGAGCAGAGAUGCAAAUGAGAUUAAAAUUCGAACCCGUAAACAAGUGCCAAAAGAGCAACAACCAGACGAUGCAAACGUUGAUUCAAUGGUUCCGGGUGUCGGACAAAAAGUAUGGGUCCGUACGUGGGGAUGUUCUCAUAAUACUUCAGAUUCUGAAUAUAUGAGUGGUCUACUUCAACAAGCCGGAUAUGAUGUUGUUAAAGGUUUCUCUAUUAUAUUUGGAAUUUACUUAAAUGUAACAUUUAAAAAACUGUUCUUAAAAAACCGAAAAAAAAUUUUCAACUAG